AGUCCAGAGACCAAGCUGAGUACCUUUGGACACUGAUGCAACAUCAACCAUGGCACAUACCAAGCCUCUCCACAGCUGCUGUGUUUUCCUUGCACUGUUAAUGAUGAGCAAAUCUGCACUGAUCGGAAAAAGCCACAGCAGAGGCAAGAAUGACCCGGUGCUUCAGUACGUGCUGAACAACUCAGUGAGAGAACACCCAGUGAUGGAGAAACUGCGACUGAAAACCAUGGAGGAUCCCUGGAGCAUCAUGAUGGUUCCCCAGGAACAAGUACAGCUGAUGGCAAACCUUGUGAAACUCAUCAAAGCUAAAAAAACGAUUGAAAUAGGUAUGUAUACUGGAUACAAUACCCUGAGUAUGGCGUUAGCAAUGCCAGAGGAUGGUAAGGUGGUGGCCUGUGAAAUUGAAGAGAAAUACGUCAACAUAAGCAAACCCUUCUUCAAAGAGGCUGGGGUUGAGGACAGAAUAGAUAUUCGUCUACAACUUGCUCUAACAACCCUUGAUGAACUCCUCGCUGCUGGUGAAGCGGAGACCUUUGACUUUGUUUUCAUCGACGCAGACAAAAAGAAUUAUGACGAAUACUAUGAGAGGUCCCUUCAGCUUGUGAGGAAAGGAGGCAUUAUAGCCAUUGACAAUGUUCUCUGGAGUGGGAGUGUUGUUGCCCCAAGAGAGGAUGAUAUCACCUCCAAGACUCUUGACAAACUAAACAAGAAGUUGCAUAACGAUGAGAGGAUUGACCUCAGCAUGCUUACAAUUGGAGAUGGGCUGACCCUUGCCUUUAAACGCUAAUUCAGAUUUGUGCGCCCAUAUAUGUUUAUCACUAUAUAUGUUAUGCUAAAUCUACGCAGGUGUAUUAUCCAUGUCAUUUACUGCUUUUGGUGAUUACUUAAAAAUCAAUGUUAUCCUUCAUAUUGUAAAAGACAAACUGUAUGCCUGUACAUUAGAUGCAUUUACAGCACUGAGAGAUGCAGCACAUAAACUUCACUUGGUCAAAUA
Messenger RNA from Clupea harengus (Atlantic herring), 994 nucleotides. It is a transcript of the gene comtd1a, whose product is annotated as catechol-O-methyltransferase domain containing 1a. The record is from RefSeq and is a predicted model, not a curated record. Lineage: Eukaryota; Metazoa; Chordata; Actinopteri; Clupeiformes; Clupeidae. Gene Ontology annotation, molecular function: S-adenosylmethionine-dependent methyltransferase activity; O-methyltransferase activity.